Messenger RNA from Rhizopus microsporus ATCC 52813, 903 nucleotides. RefSeq names its product kinase-like protein. Gene Ontology annotation, biological process: protein phosphorylation. NCBI's taxonomy places the organism in Eukaryota, Fungi, Mucoromycota, Mucoromycetes, Mucorales, Rhizopodaceae. Bases 1 to 903 code for a protein of 300 amino acids. The transcript has 9 exons. The record is from RefSeq and is a predicted model, not a curated record. Gene Ontology annotation, molecular function: ATP binding; protein kinase activity.
AUGAAGAACGAAAGAGAGACGUUGCGUUCUAGAGAGUUUUCCGUGUUAUUUCUAAAUGGCGAGACAGACACAGGUCUGGAUAUACCGUACAAGGAGCUUGUGAUCAAGCAAAAGAUUGGCAGCGGAGGAUUUAAGGAUUGCUAUGAAGGUAAUAAGCACUAUGAAGCCGUCGCUAUUGGGGAGUUGAGGAUCACACGAUUCAAUGAAAUUAACUUGGCAGAAAUAAAGCAUGAAAUUAACGUACUAAAACAACUGAGACAUGAAAAUGUGGUCAAAUUUAUUGGUGUCUGUACUCAUCCUAGUCACUUGUGCAUAGUGACUGAACUUUGUUCAAAAGGUGACCUCUUUGAUGUCAUUCGCGCCUACCCAAGACCAAGUUUUGCACAACAAGUUAUGUACAUGUACGAUAUUGCUCUUGGGGUAGCUUAUCUCCAUACAAGAAGACCAUCCAUUAUUCAUAGAGAUAUCAAAUCAAUGAAUAUCUUGGCAAGUCUCGUAUCUAGUGAUGACAGAGCCAAGAUUAACGAUUUUGGACUUGCGCGCAAGGUAACGAUGACCACAUACUCGUUUUCUUGUGUACCUCAUCAUACUUUGCUUUUGUUAGCACCUGAAUUCUGGUCUGUCAAUCCAAGCUAUACGGAAAAAGUGGAUGUAUAUGCAUGUGGACUCAUCUUUUGGGAAAUUAUGACUUGGGGAACCUGUGGAUACCCGUAUCAAGAUUACUCUGAGCAUGAGCUUUAUGAGGCAGUCAAGUACCAUGAUGCACGACCACCUAUAUCACAAUUGACAAACAUAUACCCAAGAAACCUGCUUGUCUUGAUUAUGGAAAUGUGGGAAACAAAUCCUUCUUUGCGUCCUUCGAUGAACCAUGUUGUUGAACGUCUCUCUACCUAUUUGACCUAG